CUUUAGAAAAAAAGAAAGAAAAAAAAACGAAAAUGUCGCUUUUGAUAAAACCAUCUGCAAAAAAGAAUGUAAAAAUGUAAGCAUCAGCAUCACAAUCCAUAAUCCACAUUAUAGUAUUUAGAGUAUACUAUAUAUUAUCUGUUUUGGGAGGGAAAAAAAUCAGCAUGAGGGAUAAGAAAGGAUGUCCGUUUGAAUUGCCUUCAUCGGCUGCAAGGACCCGGGUGGGCUCAGGAGCGAGCCUUUGCGCUAGAUGGCAGCACAUACACAACUCGAGGUUCGUGAGGGACUCCAGGGGUCUCUGGCUCAAGGUCUGCACUCAGGUCUACACUCCCCCUCUAUGGCCAGCAUGGACCCCAAGGGCUCCAGCAACAUGUGUUAACAAUUUAGGCCCAGACAUUUAUUUCUUUGUUUUACUGCUUGGCUCUCCCGUAGACAGCGUCGGGACAGGCCGAGGGCCGUCUGGAUCGUGUCAGAGGCCGUGGGGAUCGGGUUCUCGUGAUGAGCCAGAUGGGGAAGGCCUUGGGGUUCUGUCGAGCACAGCGGUAUGACCAGUGGCAUGGGGGAGGUUGGGGGUAAUUGACCUGUUUGGUCAAGUUCUAGCUGGAGCAGGUUUCUGGGGUGAGGAAGAGCCAUUUGUGUUUGAGUACAGAGCAGGCCAAAGCACCGUACCUCCGUGGGAUUGGCGGAGGAGAUGAGGAAGUCUCCCAAACCGCAUUCCUGUAUGAGGGUAACUAACCCUCUUGCCUGUUUUCUCCCUGUUUCCACAGCUCCCUCAAGGCGCAGUGACCUGGAAAAUCUGGGAUACUGCCUGCUCCACUGGCUGUGCGGGACACUGCCCUGGGACUCGAUGCUGAAGAACCCAGUACACGUCCAGGAGGCCAAAGCCAGGCUGAUGGCCAACCUCCCCGAUUCAGUGCUGGAGCUACCUGGCAGUGGUAUGGAGGAGGUGGCAGUGUUCUUGAAGUGUGUGAAUUCCCUGGCAUACAAAGAAAAGCCGGACUACCAGAUGCUCCUAGACAUCCUGUCAGGUGGAGAAGCCCGAGUGGAGGGCCUGCUGGACUUCUCUAGACCAGGAGUACAGGCGGUGGUGAGAUAGGGGACUUUUUUUGGGGUCUGGGGACUAGAUUGUGGGGAUAUUCAAGCGUUUAGGGACAGAGUGGCUGAAAGUCUUCUCCUGACCCUUGAGGAAGCAGCAUGUGGCCCUUGUAUGACCCUGCUAAAACUCUGGCCUUCCUGGGAGGGGGGAGUGAUAAGCUGACUACCUGGGGCUGCCUAAGGCCAUCUGUCUCUCCCGUACUUACAACAAGCACUAUAAGAAUUCCAACACCACAAAGAAACUCUCCUCGUGACUAUAUACCUGAGCCAAAAAUACUCAUCCCAGGCAGAAGUAAUGAAAUUACAGUUAGCAGCCAGGUCGCCUGUGAUCAAGGGUGACAUUUCUUCUCAUUUAAG
Molecule: messenger RNA, 1452 nt
Organism: Paramormyrops kingsleyae
Lineage: Eukaryota; Metazoa; Chordata; Actinopteri; Osteoglossiformes; Mormyridae
Source: RefSeq, a predicted model, not a curated record